AUGCGCCCAACGCCAGUUGGCUCAUUAUCGGCGGCGCUGCUUCCCACGCUCUGCGCCGCCUGGGGUGGUCUUCUGGAACCAAAUGGAUUAGGACUGUCACCCUUCGAUCCGGGGUCCAAGCAGUGGAUCGACGCAGUCGCAUCCUCCAAUGCCUCCGCGUCCUACAAGGUAACCGGCCGCGACGUGACCAAGCCCUUCCCCGGGUCUGAGAUGGAUGGCUGGACAAUCAACGUCACGGCUGUCGAUCUGACCCCGUUCGAGCUCGGCUGGGAUCUGAAGAUCAUGGCGCCCCCGUCUCUGUACAGCAAGGUGGACCCGGACAGCAUCGCCAACAAGACCGUCGCUCAGAAUGUGCGCAACGCCAACGGCCUGGUCAUCGCAAACGUGGACCCAAGCUGGUUCUUCUGCACUUUCAUCUCCAUAUCGGGAAGCACGUUCGGGAACAGCAGCCAGUCGAACAACCCGGAGAACAAGGAGACGAGGCCCGACGGCGACUGCAGCCCGUUCCUUUCCCAAAGCUGCAUCGACGCCAUCGAGAAGACGGCCUCCACCUCGUACGCGACCACUGAUAGCCUCCCCGUGAACCCGUACGGCGCGCGAGGAGACUGUCGGGGCUUUGGCCUGCCCAAAGAAUGCGGGCACGCAUAUUGGGACUUUGGAGGGGACUUUUGGAACCGACUCGAAGCUCCCACCGAGUACAUGACGGGCGCCACGACCCUCGUGGACGGCUGGAAGUAUGCCAGGGACAAGGAGCACGAGGAUAUCGACCCCGUACCGAGCGACGGUCCCUUGAUGUGGAAGUCCACCACGCAAGACUUCAUCGCCGUCGUCACCAUGUUUGGCAAGUACAAGAACGGCACGUAUCCGGACAAUGCUGAGCCGGGCUUUGCGAAGCUGAGCUGCGUGCGGCCCGAGCCUCACGUUGGAAAAAGCGAUCAAGGGAAAGGAGGAAACGCGACGGACGGAAAGGGGAAAGGCGAGAGCAAGGGCAGCGAUGCGGGUGCUAUUUCUGCCGUGUCUGGAUUGCUCGUGGCGGCCGUGUUUAUCCUUGCAUUGUAA
This is a messenger RNA of Cordyceps fumosorosea ARSEF 2679, 1059 nucleotides long. RefSeq lists its product as hypothetical. The transcript is spliced from 2 exons. The record is from RefSeq and is a predicted model, not a curated record. The coding region runs from base 1 to 1059 and encodes 352 amino acids. Lineage: Eukaryota; Fungi; Ascomycota; Sordariomycetes; Hypocreales; Cordycipitaceae.